Molecule: messenger RNA, 2097 nt
Organism: Miscanthus lutarioriparius
Lineage: Eukaryota; Viridiplantae; Streptophyta; Magnoliopsida; Poales; Poaceae
Source: the annotation of a GenBank genome assembly
AUGCAUCGCCUAGCUGCUGCCAUGCUCGUGUUGCUCUGCUGCUGCUGCUUGUUCCUCGCCACGCAGCAGCAGCAGCAGCUCCAGCCAGCCGCCGGUGGUAACAGAGCGAGCCCGAGCUGCAUACCACACGAGAGGGACGCCCUGCUGGCAUUCAAGCACGGCGUCACCAGCGACCCUGGCGGCGUCCUCAGCUCGUGGCGGCGAGACGGUCGCCACGACGAGCAAGACUGCUGCCGGUGGAGAGGCGUCCGGUGCAGCAACCGAACUGGCCACGUCCACGAGCUUCGACUUGGAAGCACCUUCGACGGACCAGAUUUGGCCGGCCAGAUAAGUCCUUCCUUGCUUGCUCUGGAUCACCUAGAGCACCUUGACCUCAGCUGGAAUUAUCUAGCAGGGCCAACGGGUCGUCUUCCCGAGUUCUUGGGCUCUCUAAAGAAUCUCAAGUAUCUUAACCUCUCUGGCAUACCAUUCUACGGUGGCGUGCCUCCCCAGCUUGGCAACUUGUCAAGGCUGCAGUAUCUAGAUCUUUCCAGCUGGAUGGGAGGCAUGAACUCGAUGGAUCUCUCAUGGUUAACACACAUUCCUUCCAUACAAUAUCUUAACUUGAACAGAGUGGACCUCAGCACAGUAGCGGAUUGGCCUCGUGUCAUGAACAUGCUUCCUUCUUUGAGGGCCCUCCAUAUUUCAGGCUGCUCUCUUGCAAGCGCAAACCAGUCGCUGCCACACCUGAACCUUACAUAUCUCGAGGAGCUCCAUGCCUCCGGGAACUCCUUCCACCAUCCAAUGGUGACCAGCUGGUUCUGGAACAUAACAAGCCUUAGAUUCCUUUACCUCAGCUCCACUAGUAUGUACGGUCAAUUUCCGGAUGCUCUUGGAGACAUGACAUCCCUGCAAGUCCUUGAUCUUUCAAAUGAUUAUUGUCUUUAUGAUUAUCAUGAUGAUGACAAGAACAUGCGCAGGAUGAUCACGAAUCUUAAGAACCUAUGCAAUUUGGAGGUCCUGAACCUUGAAUGCACUCUCUUAUAUGGUUGGAACUACAUCACAGGACAUGUUCCAUAUGAGAUUGGUAAGCUUAGUAAGCUGACCCAUCUGGAUCUAAGUAUAAAUAAACUGGAUGGCACGAUAACUGAGGAACACUUUGCUAGUGCAGGGAGCUUGCAAUAUAUAGACUUGUCAUAUAAUGCCCUCAAGAUUGAGAUCAGCUCGGACUGGCAACCACCAUCCAAAUUAGAUACUGUAAACUUUGCAUCCUGCCAGAUGGGCCCACUGUUUCCUGGGUGGCUUCAGUGGAAUGUGAGCAUCGCCUAUCUUGAUAUCUCGAGUGCAGGCAUAGCUGAUAGGCUUCCACAGUGGUUCUCCGAUGCAUUUUCAAAUGUUUGGUUCAUGAACAUCUCCAACAAUCAACUCAACGGAACUUUGCCGGCUGAUAUGGGCUCCAUGUCACUUCAGGAACUCGACCUCAGAUCAAACAAAUUAACUGGUCAGAUACCCACGCUGCCACCAAACAUACAUACCUUGGACUUGUCCAAUAACUUCUUGUCAGGACCUCUGCCCUCUGCUACUAGAUCCGCCAAUCUAACCCACCUUUCUCUGUUCUCCAACCGACUCACUGGUCAUAUUCCUGAAUCUUUUUGUAAAUAUCAGCAAUUAGUUGUGUUGGACUUAUCCAACAAUUUUUUGGAGGGAGAACCACCGAUGUGCCUCGGGGUAACGGAAUGUAUGGAAUUGGUAGCCUUAAGUAACAAUAGUUUGUCAGGAAAGUUCCCGUCUUUUCUGCAAAAAUUGACAAAUGUGCACUUCCUAGAUUUGUCUUGGAACAAAUUCUCUGGAAGAUUGCCAAUGUGGAUUGGAAGCUUAACAUCAUUAAGAGUUAUACGAUUAAGUCACAACAAGUUCUUUGGUAGCAUUCCAGUGAACAUCACAAACCUUUCUUGCCUUCAGUACAUGGACCUAAAUAACAAUAAGAUAUCAGGCUCUCUGCCAAUCUACCUAUCAAAUCUUAAAUUUAUGACAAACCUUUUUUGUUCUGACGCCAUUGAAGUAAUUGAUUCUCAUCUUAAUAGUUUGUCUACGAUCUGCGGAAGGGGCAGGAAUUGA